GUAGAAUAUCUAUAUGGCGGCUCAGGCAGUUUGCUUUGGCGAUUUGCAUCCGGGCCGGAUCGUAAUAUUCUAAAAAUUCGUAACCACCUCCCCGCACACAACCGCUCUUUGCGUUCUCUAUAGAUCUCACCUCUACCCAGCAAUGCCCAGGGCGGAAACUUUCAGCGAGCUAAGUCUCGGGAUUAGAGCAUGUCAAGUUGGGUUGGCAUGCUCUACCAUGCUUGCGGUUAUCCUGUACCUUCACGAUCUGGUGAAGACUGACGACCUGUUUGCAGAGCCCGCGCUGCUGCAGUCUAGCGGGAUAACUAUCUGCAGCUGGUUCAUUCUUGCUCUUUCAUCUGCAGGAUUAGUAACCAGUGUAUUGUUUGGAAUCGCUCCUGUGUCUGGGAUGCUUGAUAGCUGCUUCAAGACCGGCCGUGUCAUUGUGUCUGUUGAUUUGGCGUUCAUAGUUUUAUGGGGAUUCACUAUGCCGGUUUUGUUAAUAGUCUAUCCGAAUGAUGAACAGAUGGGAAAAGCGUAUAAGAUUCUAUCGAUGUGUUGUGGAGGAAAUCUGUUUCUAUGGGCGCUCUCUGCUGGACUCGAUUGCUUGUUUACGGACGAUGAGACGGUCAAUAACGAAAACACUUCCUCUGCUGCUGUGAAAAUGAAUGAACCAGGAGAGAUUCGGGAGAAGUGGGAGUAUAUGCAUGUGGAGGCACCCGAGCCAGCACUCCAUCGGGCCGCUGUGGACCUGGUCUGAGAUACCAUACAUCAAAUAACUGUUCUGUGAAAAAUACCUGUCUUAUCCAUGAAUUUAAUGAGCUGUCAGCUGCCGAUUUCUCUUGCGUUGCAGAUUUUGCAAAGUCGGUGGAUACCGCGCAGUAGUUA
Myxozyma melibiosi is the source of this 867-nucleotide messenger RNA. RefSeq lists its product as uncharacterized. The record is from RefSeq and is a predicted model, not a curated record. Lineage: Eukaryota; Fungi; Ascomycota; Lipomycetes; Lipomycetales; Lipomycetaceae. The transcript has 3 exons. Bases 143 to 739 code for a protein of 198 amino acids.